Molecule: messenger RNA, 2730 nt
Organism: Alnus glutinosa
Lineage: Eukaryota; Viridiplantae; Streptophyta; Magnoliopsida; Fagales; Betulaceae
Product: MDIS1-interacting receptor like kinase 2-like
Exons: 4
Coding region: 1-2625 (874 amino acids)
Biological process (GO): protein phosphorylation
Molecular function (GO): protein binding; ATP binding; protein kinase activity
Source: RefSeq, a predicted model, not a curated record
AUGGCCUACCGUGGAAAAUGUGUAUUCCUUGCACUGCUGACUGUUUGUUGCCUGUUAUUAUCCAAACUUGAAGCAACGCCAAACUCCGAGGCCGAGGCUGAGGCUCUCCUCAGAUGGAAAGAGACCCUUGAAAACCAAACAUCUCUCCGGUCGUGGACAUGGCCGGUACCGUUGAAGAUCAACAAAAAUGUCACAACAGGCCCAUGCACGUGGUUCGGAAUUGCUUGCAACAUGGCCGGAAGUGUCACAGAAAUAAACCUACCAAACGCCCAAUUAAGAGGUAAUCUUAGCAGCUUAGAUUUCUCUUCCUUGCCAAACCUCAUUAGCCUCAAUCUCAAUCACAGCAUUAUCACUGGUCCAAUCCCAUCCCAAAUUGGUACACUCUCAAGACUGACCCACCUUAAUCUCUCCAUGAAUUUUCUUUCUGGUAACCUUCCCCUUUCCCUCACGAACCUAACUAACCUUUCCUUGCUCUACCUAGGAAAUAACUUGAUAAGUGGAGAGCUAGACCCGCGUCUAUUCACUAACUGGACAAGGCUUGAAUACCUUGAGCUCCAAAACAACAAUUUCACCGGAGUCCUGCCUCCAGAAAUAGGCCUAUUGACAAAUUUGAAAGAGCUAGCUUUGAUGGACAAUCGUUUCAGUGGUUCAAUUCCAUUUGAAAUAGGAAAUUUGAAAAACUUGGAUGUUUUGGCUUUAAGUGGAAACCAUCUAACAGGUCCUAUUCCUCCAUCUCUUGGUAACCUUAGCAAAUUAACUAUAUUGUUUUUACAGCAGAAUAACCUGUCGGGCCCCUUCCCUCAGUUAUCUGGUUCAGUACCUGAAGGAUUAGCAAAUCUCUCGUCCCUAAAGAUACUCAACCUUGGUGACAACAAAUUCUCUGGUCACUUGCCACCUCUCUGUCUAGGAUCACGUCUUCAGACUUUCACCGCAUCCUCUAACAACUUCUCAGGUCCCAUACCGAAAGGCUUAAGAAACUGCGAAAGCCUCGUCCGCCUUUCAAUAAAAAAGAACCAGCUCACAGGAACGUUAGACCAGGACUUGGGAGUAUAUCCAAAUCUCGGCUACCUUGACUUGAGCUACAACAACUUGAACGGGGUGCUCUCAUAUAACUGGGUAGGGUGUAGACAGUUGACAUCCUUAAAACUCGCAGGCAAUAAAAUCACUGGUGAAAUACCCAGUCAGGUGCCACCUGAAAUUGGUGGGCUUUCCCAUCUGGAGGAGCUAGACUUCUCUGCCAAUGGGCUGAGCGGACAAAUCCCAGAACAAUUUGGGGACUGCUCAAAGCUGCGCAAUUUGUACUUGAGCAAGAAUUACUUCAAUAUGUCUAUCCCAAGUAAGAUUGGCAAUCUAGCCAUGCUGGGCUCACUAGAUCUUAGUCAAAAUGUACUCACUGGUGAAAUACCUUUUCAGCUUGGGAAUUUGAUAAUGUUAGAACACCUGAAUCUCUCUCACAACAACCUCUCAGGUGCCAUUCCCUCUUCGUUCAGGCAGAUGACUGGCUUAACCACCAUCGACUUAUCAUACAAUGAACUGGAAGGUCCACUUCCUGAUAAUGAACUCUUUCGCCGUGCUCCUCUGAGUGCAUUCAGUAAGAACAAAGAUUUAUGUGGAAAAGUACAAGGUUUGCGGCUCUGCAAUGUUACAUCACCGGAGAAUGGUACAUCACCGGAGAAUGGUGCUCAAAGCAAAGAGCGCAAAGUUUUUGUCAUUGUUGGAACUUUGUCUGUAAACCAUCAAAUAAUGGAAAUCUAUUCUCAAUUGAAUUUUGAUGGGAAGAUUGUAUAUGAAGAUAUCAUCGAUGCCACCAAUGGCUUCAACGACAACUAUUAUAUUGGGGUGGGUGGAAGUGGAAGAGUUUACAAAGCUGAGAUGCCAACAGGACAUGCACUAGCAAUAAAGAUAAUCCAGUGCCUGGAAGGUGAAGAGAUAGACAAGAUCAAGACUUCCCAGAAUGAGAUUCGAGUAUUAACAGAAAUACGACAUAGGAACAUUGUUAAAUUUUAUGGAUUCUGUUCCCAAGGGCCACACAAGUUCCUAGUUUAUGACUACAUUGAGCGGGGAAGCUUGGCUAGCAUCCUAAGCAAUGACAAAGAAGCCCAAGAACUGGGUUGGAGCAAACGGGUGGACAUUGUCAGGGGCAUAGCAAAUGCUUUAUCUUACAUGCAUCAUGACUGCUCACCACCAAUCAUUCAUCGGGACAUAUCGAGCAAAAAUGUGCUUCUGAACAGUGAGUUAGAGGCGUGCAUCUCUGAUUUCGGCACAGCAAGGAUUAUGAAGACGGAUUCUAGCAAUUGGACACUCGUUGCAGGCACAUAUGGUUAUAUAGCCCCUGAGCUAGCAUACACAAUGAGGGCUACUGAAAAAUGUGAUGUUUACAGCUUUGGUGUUUUGGCUCUUGAAGUGAUAAUGGGAGAACAUCCAAAGGAGCUUCUUUCCUCCCUGAGCAUCGGUGAGAAAAGCAUUGAGGUAAUGGAAGUGCUAGAUCUGCGUCCCCCACCUCCUGCUGUUCUUUUUGAGAAACAAGUGGCUUCUGUAGUGAAGCAAGCACUUUCCUGCUUAAGCAUAAGACCAAAUUCCAGGCCCACCAUGCAAUGGGUGUCUCAGGCAAUCAUGGAAGCUUAAUGAUGCAGAUUGGUUUACAAGCAGAACAGUCAGAGAAAAAAAUUCAUAUCUUGUGAUUUCGACAUCAGAUGGAGACAAACUUUGUCUCUUUGGAGAACUUAUUCA